AUGCAUGCGCCCACUAUCUAUCUAUCUAUCUAUCUAUCUAUCUAUCUAUCUAUCUAUCUAUGCACCUUCCACCAAAAAGAGAGAAAUAGUUGGAUAGAACGUGUACAGUUCAAAGAAAUAGUAAAAUCAAUUCUGAGCGAGUUCGAAUCUAUCUAUCUAUCUAUCUUGUCUCAUCAUAUCUAUCUAUCUAUCUAUCUAUCUAUCUUGUCUCAUCAUAUCUAUCUAUCUAUCUAUCUAUCUAUCUAUCUAUCAUGUUGUCUCAUCAUAUCUAUCUAUCUAUUUUACCUUCUUCAUUAUCUAUCUAUCUAUCUAUCUAUCUAUCUAUCUAUCUAUCUCAUCAUAUCUAUCUAUCAUGUUGUCUCAUCAUUAUCUAUCUAUCUAUCUAUCUAUCUAUCUAUCUACCAUGUUGUCUCAUCAUAUCUAUCUAUUUUACCUUCUUCAUUAUCUAUCUAUCUAUCUAUCUAUCUAUCUAUCUAUCUAUCUAUCUAUCUAUCUCAUCAUAUCUAUCUAUCAUGUUGUCUCAUCAUUAUCUAUCUAUCAUGUCUCAUCAUAUUUAUCUAUCUAUUUUACCUUCUUCAUUCUCUAUCUAUCAUGUUGUCUCAUCAUUAUCUAUCUAUCUAUCUAUCUAUCUAUUUAUUUAUCUAUCUAUCUAUCUAUCUAUCUAUCUAUCUAUCUACCAUGUUGUCUCAUCAUAUCUAUCUAUCUUUUUACCUUCUUCAUUAUCUAUCUAUCUAUCUAUCUUAUCUAUCUAUCUAUCUACCAUGUUGUCUCAUCAUAUCUAUCUAUCUAUCUUUUUACUUUCUUCAUUAUCUAUCUAUCUAUCUAUCUAUCAUGUUGUCUCAUCAUAUCUAUCUAUCUAUUUUACCUUCUUUAUUAUCUAUCUAUCUAUCUAUCUAUUCUACAUCCAUAUAUCAAUCUCUUCUUAUCUAUCUAUCUAUCUAUCUAUCUAUCUAUCUAUCUAUCUAUCUUUCUGUUCAUAUCUAUCUAUCUAUCUAUCUAUCUAUCUAUCUUUCUGUUCAUAUCUAUCUAUCUAUCUAUCUAUCUAUCUAUCUAUCUAUCUAUCUAUCUAUCUUGUUUUCUCUCCAUAUCUAUCUAGCUAGUCAGUUCAUAUCUAUCUAUCUAUCUAUCUAUCUAUCUAUCUAUCUAUCUAUCUAUCUAUCUAUCUAUCAUGUUGUCUCAUCAUUAUCUCUCUCUCUCUCUCUCUCUAUCUAUCUGUUUAUCUAUAUUUAUUUCUGUAUAUUCAUAUCUAUGUCUAAUCAUGUCUAUAAAUCUAUCUAUUCAUAUCUGUCUAACUCUUUUCAUAUCUAUCUAUCUAUCUAUCUAUCUAUCUAUCUAUCUAUCUAUCUAAAUUUAAUAGUUAUUUUGAUAAUAAGCAUUCUAUUUAUUCUCUUGUCUCUUUCGUUUCAUUCUUUGACAUUUCACCAUAUUCAUAAUUCUUUUCUUUCUUUCUUUCUUUCUUUUCGCUCUCUUACAUAUUCUUUCUUUUCGCUUUCUUGUUUUUUCUUUCAUUUUCGAUCUCAUUUUCCUUCCUUCCUUCGUUCGUUUCUUUCUUUCUUUCUUUCUUUCUUUCCUUCUUUCUUUCUUUCUUUUCGCUCAAUUAUUUGUUCUUUAUUUUCACUCUUUCUUUCUUUCUUUCUUUCUUUCUUUCUUUCUUUCUUUCUUUCUUUUCGCUGUAUUAUUUGUUCUUUAUUUUCACUCUUUAUUUCUUUCUUUCUUUCUUUCUUUCUUUCUUUCUUUCUUUCUUUCUUUCUCUUUUUACUUCCUUUGUUUCUCAGUUAA
This is a messenger RNA of Acanthosepion pharaonis, 1779 nucleotides long. The record is from the annotation of a GenBank genome assembly. Lineage: Eukaryota; Metazoa; Mollusca; Cephalopoda; Sepiida; Sepiidae.